UGGUCUGCGUAAGAUGAAUAAUUCUGAAAGCUCAAAUUUUGACAAGAUGUCCUUCAUUCCCGUCAGCCCUGAAAGUCAUUUUCCCAUUCAAAAUCUUCCUUAUGGUGUAUUUUCCACGGCUGAUAAUCCCCAACAACGUAUAGGUGUUGCCAUUGGAGACCAGAUUCUGGAUCUUGGUGUUGUCAAGUCACUGUUUGAGGGUCCAGUUCUGAGGAACCAGCAGAAUGUCUUUGCUGAGUCAGCGUUGAAUGCCUUUAUGGGGUUGGGGCGUGCAGCAUGGAGCGAGGCUAGACAGACCAUACAGAACUUGUUAUCAGCUGACACACCGACACUGCGGGAUAACGCUUCACUCAGGGAAAGAGCCAUUGUACCACAGUCCUCUGCCACAAUGCAUGUGCCGGCCAGGAUUGGGGAUUAUACAGACUUCUACUCAUCCAAAAACCAUGCAUUCAACGUCGGUGUGAUGUUUCGGGGAAAAGAUAAUGCUUUGAUGCCGAACUGGACACAUAUCCCAGUUGGUUAUCAUGGUCGAGCCUCGUCUGUGGUGGUUUCUGGGACACCAAUUAGACGCCCCAACGGUCAGACACGACCAGACGAAACACAGCCACCAGUGUUUACCGCUUGUAAACUGUUUGAUUUUGAGCUUGAGAUGGCCUUCUUAACGGGGCCAGCCACGAAGCUAGGGGAACCAAUCCCUAUGGAUAAAGUGGAGGACCAUAUAUUUGGCAUGGUGCUCAUGAAUGAUUGGUCAGCCCGGGAUAUUCAGAAAUGGGAGUAUGUUCCACUUGGCCCAUUUCUUGGCAAGAACUUCGGAACCACAGUUUCACCAUGGGUUGUUACCAUGGAUGCCUUGAAGCCGUUUGUCACGAAAAACAUGCCCCAGGAUCCCAAACCACUGCCCUACCUUACACAUGAGGACGAUUAUAACUUUGAUAUCUCAUUAGAGGUGGCUAUUAUGUGUGAUGGCCUGUCUUCUCCUGCCACGAUUUGUCGUAGCAAUUUCUCCAACAUGUACUGGACCAUGAAACAGCAGCUGGCUCACCAUACAGUGACUGGAUGUAAUAUCAACCCUGGGGACCUCAUGGGCUCUGGUACCAUAUCAGGAGAGAUGGAAGACUCAUUUGGCAGCAUGUUGGAGCUGUGUUGGAAGGGAACCAAGACUAUUGAGCUGGAAAACGGGGUCACCAGGAAGUUCCUGAAAGAUGGAGAUGAAGUCAUAAUGACAGGUUUUUGCAAUGGGAACGGGUACAAGGUUGGGUUUGGUACGUGUGUCGGAAAAGUUCUCCCCGCUCUGCCUAUGUGAAAAGUGCUUCGACAUAUAGAUGAUCGUGUUUCAAGAAUCAAAAUUAGACAAAUUUAUUGCAAAAAAUCAUUCUGUGCAUCCUGAACAAAAUAAAUAUCAUUUCCCACAUGUUCACUAAAAGUUUGAAGUUCAUUUUACUGCUAAUGAGAGUCAUUUAAUCAUUUUGCAUUUGUUAGUUAGUUAUUAAUACCGGUAGUUACUAUAAAAAUUAGGAACUUUUUUUUGGUAACUUGGACAUUAUGUUGACAUUAGUGAGAAAGAUUUACUAAUUAUGAUGAUUAUUCUCAUGUAUUUGUUGGGCGGUUUUCAUAAUGCAUCUUAGUGAAGAUAUUCAACUUAAUGAAAAUUUCAUAAUUUUUGACAUCAAUUAUUUGAAUUACAGUCAUGUACACUUUACUUUUCAUCAAAUGUUUUAUAUGCAUGCGUCAUAUUGUUCAGACCUUUUUUCUUACUUAUUUUCAUAUUUUUGGUGUACAAGCGUUGUUAGUUAUCUUUGAAUAUAACUUUAAAAAAAGGCAAUUUACCAUAAACUUGAAAAUUGUCACUAAAAUUCUUUAUAAAUACACCCUCAGAUUGAGAAAACAGCUUGGUUUAACCAGUAUUUAUUUCAGACACUUAUACAUAAAUCAUGACCAUUGAAACUGAAAACUGUUUGCACCAUUUGAGGGUAUUUGUUUUAUAACAUAAUCAAUGGCGGUAAUGUUAUCAUUUUAGUUCAAGACAGCUGUUGUCUCUCACUGUAGAAGUGUUCUUAUUGUUGUUGUUUUUCAAUAUGGUGUUAACUUUUUAUACAAAAUGAUUAAGAUUUUAAUAGUUGUGUUAUAACAAAGAUGGUUAUUAAUUAAAUUUUAAUCAUGAAACAUGUUUAAGUAGAAUAUUGUUAAUUGUGAAAUAUUUACUAAAUUGGAAGUGUUUCUUUUGUUAAUUGAAGUUAUCUGUCUAAUUAUCACGAAAAUCUGCUUAACAAAAUAAGCUACUUAAGUAUGAUAGGCUUAAGUAGUUCGAAGAAAUCAGGGUCAGGCUUAAUUAUUUUAGCAGUUUUACAUAGAUAUAUUGUAAGGAGUUUGCAGUAUUGAAAUUAUAAACUAACUAGUCAUACAAACAAACUUAUUAAGUAAUUAAACAUUUAUUUAAGAUAUUUUAUCAAUAUUUAUUUUGUAUUUUUGAGCUUAUAGUACUUAUUAUAAUGGAUAUAGUCAUUCAUACAUAUAUGAAUGUGUAAAUGACUUUGGUGUACUAUUCAAAUUUAAUUACACAUGAAUUAUAAUUUCGUUUUUAGUGCAUUUCUUUUCUAAAAAAUGGAUAAAUCAUGGAUAAAAUAUAUGGAAAAAAUAACUAAACUGACUACAAUACCCAUUUUCAUCUUUAGCUUAAAUGUUUUUAGAAGAAUAAAUGUCAAGGUAUUAUCAUAGCCUUUGUGUUGGUGGUGUCGAAAGCAUAGUGCAAAAACUUGAACCUUGGCUUCAACUAAAAAAAUAUAUAAAGAUAUUCAAAUAAAACUUGAUACACGUUUUGCCAGAGACGUGAUGCACAUAUUUUAAGUUUGCGUAUGGAAGGGGUUAGCAUCACAUUCUUACAAAUCAUGAAUAAGGUGUGAAUAACUUGUGCCUUGCUUUAUGUUAAGGUUAUAUGAUUUUGCUAUAAUAUAUUAACCAGGGGCGCUAUUCAAUAUAGUUCUUAUCCUUAUGCUUAGACAUGCUUCAGUGAUUCUAUUCAGUUUAUUGGUCAAUUAAUUUUACAGUCCAAUCAAGAUUGAUCUAAUUUGGUUAUUGAAUACGGCGCCUGAUGUACUAUAGUAUUUCUGCAUUUUUGUGGCAGUGACACUGCUGCCUUACUUACAUAUUAUCUGUAUUUUAUAAAAAAGAUAUAAUAAAAGUGGUCAUCUAAUACACAAUUUAUUUAAAAAAUAAAAUGGUAUUCAUCAUUUUUUGUUAUUCAGUUAAAAAUUUUUUUAUGUUUAACAACGAUUGUGAUAAACACUAAUUUGAUUAUUUACAGUGCUGAGUACAUAAAAGGUCACUGUUGAAGCUUAGCAUGCACAUUUUCAACGCUUAUGCAAUUAUGGUGUCACACCAAACCUUACUACAAGAGUUAUAUUCAAGCAUCAGAAAUAUAUAAUGUCUCUAUUUUUUAUAACACAAGUAUGUUUAAAAGUAGAUGCAUUUUCUGUUAUUACCACUGUGAUAUCAGGGUGACCUAACCUUUAUGCCAAAUUUCAUGAAGUUUGAUAACAAUGUGUCUUGGAUUCAUAGAUGUAAUGUUUGUGUAGUGAUUGUUUGUAUGUACAUUGUAAUAACCACUCUAGUGCCUUAUUCAAGGUUAGUGAUAUUAAAUUACAUUUGCUCAAUCAUAAGUUUAAACUUAAGUGCUUUUUAGCUUGAUUGUAUUUUGAGAAAAAAAACAGUCAAGUUAUUGUCAUAGCCUUGGUUUCCUAUGCUUUCGUGUUGGUGUCUUCAUCAAAGUGCAAAAGCUUAAACAUUGGCUGUAACUCAAACACUAUUCAAAACAUUCAAAUGAAACUUGGUACACAUUUUGCUACAGCCAUUACGUAAAUGCCUAACAAGGUCCAUAACUCUGACUUCAAUAAUUGUUGAGUUAUGCCUUUUUUCUACUGAAAUACAAUCAGACAAGCAUUGGCAUUUGCAUGGCAGCACUCUUUUUUAUAAAAAAAAAAUUUGUUUAAUGUUUAUAAUAAAUUGUCAAAUUUUAAUAUAUUUUUUUAUACAAGUUUGGUUUAAUAUCAAAAUGUUUUCCUAGACAAUAUGCUCAAAAAGUAAUGAAAAUUUGACUUAAAAAACAAUACUCUGAUAACGUCUCUCAACUUUUUUACUUGUUUUCAAACAUUCCAUAUUUUGAGAAUCUCAUAUAUGUAUUUUAUAUUUUGCAUGUUAGUGUAUAACAGUAAAUAAAAUUUAAAAAGCGGAACAAAA
This is a messenger RNA of Mya arenaria, 4233 nucleotides long. RefSeq names its product fumarylacetoacetase-like. The transcript is spliced from 10 exons. Gene Ontology annotation, biological process: homogentisate catabolic process; L-phenylalanine catabolic process; L-tyrosine catabolic process. Gene Ontology annotation, molecular function: fumarylacetoacetase activity. The coding region runs from base 14 to 1303 and encodes 429 amino acids. The record is from RefSeq and is a predicted model, not a curated record. Lineage: Eukaryota; Metazoa; Mollusca; Bivalvia; Myida; Myidae.